This is a messenger RNA of Lingula anatina, 2551 nucleotides long. RefSeq names its product glycosyltransferase 1 domain-containing protein 1. Gene Ontology annotation, molecular function: glycosyltransferase activity. The record is from RefSeq and is a predicted model, not a curated record. Lineage: Eukaryota; Metazoa; Brachiopoda; Lingulata; Lingulida; Lingulidae.
UUCCUGUUUCCGGUUCAAGGGUGAAAGGUGAAAGUGCAUAGCAGAGGAGGACGGAAACCAGUGCAUGGAAUCAAAGAAGAGUGUGUUAUUCUUGUCCCCACUUAAGCCAUACAGUGGAAACCAAACUACCAUUGACAGAAUUAGGCAGUACCUUGAGCCAUUGUACAACUGCUACACAGAAGACCCUGUUAAUCUCCAUCCACAGAAAACAUUUUCUGAGUUCUUAAAAGUAAAACAAAUAUCUGCAAUACUGGCAGUGCAUGCAUAUCACUCGGGAAUAAUCUUGUUGGACUGCACAGUGCCAUACAUUUUAGUGUUUGGAGGUACAGAUAUCAAUGAAUUUUCCAAAGAUGAAUCAAAAUUUCAAAUUAUGACCCGGGCUGUGCAACAUGCAAAGUUUGCUGUUGCUUUUAAUGACUCCGUGGUAAAUAAAGCCAAAUCAUUAUGGCCUGAUGUUUGCCCCAAAAAGCUUAUUGUGAUACCUCAGGGUGUUUCCACAACCCCUUCCAGUAGUUUCAAUGUUACCCAAUUUCUACAGGAGAACUAUAACAUAAGCUGUGGAGACAGCCCUCUAAGGCUAUUCACUUUGAUUGCUGGGAUAAGACCAGUGAAGGAUGUCACAUUUCUUCUCAAGGCUUUUUCUGCUUGGCAUUUAGAUGAUCACAGUGACUGCUUUUUCCUGAUCAUAGGACCAAAUACGGACAAAUCUUAUCAUAUGCAAGUGGAGUCCAUGAUUGAUAGCUGUCCAGGUGUGCUUCAAAUCGCUGCACUCGAAAAAUCAGAAUGUCACGCAAUAAUCAGGGAUAGUUUUGCCCUGGUGAAUUCAUCAGUCAGUGAGGGUAUGUCAGCAGCUUUAUUGGAGGCAAUGGUCAUGGGUGUCCCAGUUGUUGCCAGAAAUAUACCUGGUAAUGCUGCUGUCAUUCAGCACAGGAAAACAGGGUUUCUGUUCAACACACCUCAGGAAUUUAUAGAGAUUGCACAGGAGUUACUGCAGGACAGGACACUGUGCACAGCCAUUGCAACCAGUGCUAAAACUGAGGCAGAAAGGAAAUAUUCUUGUAAGAAGGAAAUGGAAGCUUAUAGAAAACUACUUAAUUCAGUGUAAAGCAAAGCAUCUUUAAUUUUGAUGAUAUAUGAUUCAAAUAUUUUCUGAAUUUUAAUAAGGUAAAUAAGGUAAUUAAUGUACUGACACUAUAUAUUUUGAUCACUAUCUGCCAAUGCCAUCCUACAUAUCUGUUGUUCACCCUAUACCUGCUUUACCAUAUUUUUUGUUCUUUUUUAAAUUACAUGAUUGGCUUUGUUUGGUAAAAUUGCCAGUCCUUUUUAAAAUCAGCAUUAUCAUAUUGUUUUUGUGGAAGUCAUUGAUUUUUUAUAUACAUUUUGGUGACAUUUGCCCCAAUAAGUGCCAGACUAUAUUUCUGUUUAAUCUCAAAUUUGCUGAGUGGCUCUGUAUGAUUAUGAGGCAGAUUUACUUUGAAAGUCACUUCUAUCAGGUUAUUUUUGCCAAAGUUAUUGAUUCUUUUCUGUUUGUUUAUUUUUGCAAUAUUUCUCCCAUAGCCAUACCUUUGUUUUACUUCAAACUUACUGAGUGGCUUUGUCUGAUAAAAAAGCAGGUUCCUUUCAAAAAUCAAUAUGAUUGGACAGAUUGGUUAAUAUUUACUUAAGGACCUUUGAGUUUAGUGUGCAUUCCCUCUCACCAUUUUUAGUGUUCUUAGUAGGCCAGUUGUCUCUUUCUGUCAGUAUAUAUAUAUAUAUAUAUAUAUAUAUUAUCAUAUAAGCAAAUGUUUUCAUUCAAGUUUGCUCAUAUUCUACUCAUAUAAAAUAUUGUUAAAGGAACUGCUGUGUUCAAAAUAUUAAAAAUGUGCUGACACAAUAAUGUGCAUUCAUGGUUGGUCAGAAAACCAAAAGAGAUUGGAAAAAGUGAAAAAACAUUCACUUCUUUUAGGCAAACUAUAUUUGCUGUUGAGGUUUAAAAAUUUUGAUUUCUUUUUAAUUUAUAAUUUUAAAAAAUGUUUAUUAUAUAUAUCUUGCCUACAUAGAUGUUUUUGAAUUUUUGCUUUGAGUUUAUUUGUUUAAUGUCUUUAACUGUGCCAUUGUAACUAUCUACUUUAGAUUUAUUUUAUAUGUUUUGUAAUAAGAUUACCUGCUUUUAAAUUCAAAGUUUAUGAUCAUUUCACCUAAUUUUCCUGUAGUCUGUGAUUUUCAUUACAUUAAGCUACAAUUCCCUUGACUUACAAACCCCAACUUACUUCAUGUUAAAGUCCCUUUUCUUUAAUUUUCUUGAUGCAUGGUUUUGAUUUCGUUAUCUGCUAUAAUUAUUUCAUUAUUUUAAAUGCAGGUAGUAGUUUUGGGCAGCAUUUUAAAAUGGCCAAGUGGAAAGUUUUUAAACAAAUUAAAAGAAAAAAUUGAGUAUGUUAAGGCCCGAUUCCCAAUUAAUGAAUGUGAUACUUUUCUUAUAAACCGCAGUUGUCACAGACCAACUUUCUUAAAAUUAUUUUAUAGGAAAAAGUGCUGUACUAUUUAUCAAUGACAGAUGUGCAUGCAUAUUAUA